Messenger RNA from Perkinsus marinus ATCC 50983, 1791 nucleotides. RefSeq names its product bifunctional purine biosynthesis protein, putative. The transcript has 18 exons. The coding region runs from base 1 to 1791 and encodes 596 amino acids. Lineage: Eukaryota; Perkinsozoa; Perkinsida; Perkinsidae. Gene Ontology annotation, biological process: 'de novo' IMP biosynthetic process. The record is from RefSeq and is a predicted model, not a curated record. Gene Ontology annotation, molecular function: phosphoribosylaminoimidazolecarboxamide formyltransferase activity; IMP cyclohydrolase activity. Gene Ontology annotation, cellular component: cytosol.
AUGACUAGUGCUAAUAACGGGAUUUUGGGUGCUGUGAGUGGCGCUGGCAAGGCUAGUCCGAUAGCGGUGAGGACCGCCCUGGUGUCGGUCUAUGAUAAGACUGGUCUCGACAGCUUGGGAAAGUGCCUGGCGAGCUACGGUGUUAAGAUAUUAUCAACGGGCGGGACUGCCAAGAAGAUGAAGGAUUUGGGCUGCUCGGUGAUGGACGUCAGCGAGUACACUGGGAGUCCGGAGAUUCUCGAUGGUCGUGUUAAGACCUUACACCCUAAAGUGCAUGGGGCGUUGCUGGCGGUGCGCGGUAAUGAAUCUCACGAGAGGCAGCUAGUCGAACUUGGAAUUGAAAAAAUAGAUCUUGUUGUUGUCAAUUUGUAUCCGUUCGAGGAGGCAGUAGCGUCCAUGUCAUCGGACUUCUCUGCAUGCAUCGAAAAUAUUGACAUCGGAGGCCCAUGCAUGAUUCGAGCCGCUGCGAAGAACUCCCAUGGUGUUUGUAUCCUCACCAGCACGGCUGAUUACGACGAGUUAGCUAGGGAGCUAGCAAUGAACAAAGGGUCGACCACUCCGGAAUUUCGCAGACGUAUGGCAUGCAAAGCUUUCGCGCUGACAGCCAGAUACGACAGUAAGAUAGCUGCCUAUAUGUCUUCGCUAGCGGAUUCGACGGAACCUCUCGCAGGGUCCGUAACGCAAGUUCUGAAUGGAACUCCAGGGUAUAUAAACCUCCUGGACGCGAUUAACUCUUGGAUGCUGGUCAGAGAAAUGGAUACAGCCACAGGACUCCCAUCCGCGGCUAGCUUCAAGCACGUGAGUCCCGCUGGUGCCGCGGUGGCAAGCGCCGAGUUGCAAGGCAAUGAGGCUUUCGUAUACGAGGUGGCUCCAUCAGCACGUGGUAACUUGACUCCGGUGGCUCUGGCGUAUAUCCGUUCGCGAAACGGGGAUCCUAUGUGUAGCUUCGGCGACUUUGUCGCGGUCUCCAGAACCGUUGAUGUGUCCUUGGCCAGCCUGCUGAAGUCCGACGUAUCGGAUGGCAUCAUCGCGCCAGGAUACGAGCCUGAGGCGUAUGAGAUUCUCAAGGCCAAGAAGGGAGGUAAAUUCGUAAUUCUCCAUGGGGAUACCAACUUUGUAUGUCCCGAAAUUGAAGUUCGCUCCCUGGGUGGCCUCGGUCUCCUGCAGAAGAGGAAUGAUAUCAUCUUUGAUUCGUCGUACUUACAGAACAUAGUCACUAAGGCGUCUACGUCCUUUACACAGCAGCAGAUCAUCGAUCUCAUCGUGUGCUCUAUCGCUGUGAAGUAUACGCAAAGUAAUAGUGUUGGUUUUUGCAAAGAUGGUAUGAUGAUCGGAAUUGGCGCGGGCCAGCAGAGCCGCGUUGACUGUGUGAAACUGGCUGCUAGGAAGGUCCAAAAUUGGUGGCACCGCCAACACCCCAAAGUUUUGGGUAUGAAAUUCAAAAGCAGUGUGAAGAAGCAGGCCCGUGUGAAUGCCCGUGUGAGGUAUAUCGAGGGGGAUAUGAGUGAACUCGAGUACACCAACUGGAAGGCCGACAACUUUGAUCCUGCUGAUGUACCGGAGCCUCUGAGUGAUGAAGAGAAAGCCGCCUUUAUGAAGACUCUCACGGGUGUUGCUGUAUCCAGCGAUGCAUUUUUCCCAUUCCGGGAUUCUAUCGAUGUAUGCAGUCGCUAUGGGGUAACGAGUGUAGUCCAACCAGGUGGCUCAGUUGCUGAUGCAGAGGUCAUCGAGGCUUGCGAUCAAUAUUCGAUGACAAUGGCCUUCUCUAGCCUGAGGUUGUUCCAUCACUAG